Trichoderma virens Gv29-8 is the source of this 3312-nucleotide messenger RNA. RefSeq names its product putative phospholipase C. NCBI's taxonomy places the organism in Eukaryota, Fungi, Ascomycota, Sordariomycetes, Hypocreales, Hypocreaceae. Gene Ontology annotation, molecular function: phosphatidylinositol-4,5-bisphosphate phospholipase C activity; calcium ion binding. The transcript has 2 exons. The record is from RefSeq and is a predicted model, not a curated record. Gene Ontology annotation, biological process: lipid metabolic process; phosphatidylinositol-mediated signaling. The coding region runs from base 1 to 3312 and encodes 1103 amino acids.
AUGCCCUCACAAUCCAACAACCCUCAGCGUCCAAGCCCUGGCCACGUUCAGACAAACUUCAACGCGCAACGUCACGCCAUGGCUCCCCAAUCCGCCAUCAGCGCGUCUUCCCGGGCCUCCAAUUCCCAGCAUGGAUCACCAAUCAUGUCUCCGGAACCUACCAUUCUCACCUCCAACUCAUCUAUCCAAGCAUCUCCAGAGGCUAUGCGACCCCAGUAUGAGGACUCAGUCCCCCCUGGGUUUCAGCUCCCUGAAUCCAUCAUGCCCGACUCCAUCUCCCGAAAAACCAGCAUCAAUUCUCUCGGGCAAAGCUGGACAGGAAGCCCAAACAUUACCUCCGAAGCUAGUAUAAUACGACGCUUUUCCAACCGAGCAUCAAGACUCUCCAACAGAAGGCGCCAAUCAUCGGCUGCUCCCUCUAGCCGUGAAACUAGCGUUGGUCCCUGCUUGCUGCGGAUGCGCAGUGACAGCAAUGCGACCGCUCCCGAAUAUGGUGUCGUCAUCAACACCGAUUCCGAGUCCGACAUGGAUGAUGAUAGAGGCUCCUUGUGGACUUAUUUCGAUGGCACCCGGGAUUCACCGACUAACAGCACGACUUGCUCUAUCAGCAGCGGCUCAAACACAAUGAUUGGCCCUGUCAUUCCAUUGCAGCUGCAACAGGGGACUUGGCUCAAAAAGAUUUCCAAGAAGAACCGCUCCAAAGCCAUACUCCUUGCCUAUGAUCAAGAGACCAAUAAAUUGCUGUGGGAUCGCGCCCGUCCGAACAAAUUUCUCCAUGUCGACGAGAUUAAGGAAAUCCGGACUGAAUCGGACAUUCAGCAGUACGCCCGCGACUUUGGCAUUACAGACAAGGAACGCAAGACACUGUUUUCCAUUUCUUAUGUCGUUCCGGACAAGUCCAAGAAAAAGUUCCUUCACCUCAUCGCGGAUAAUGCCGAUACCUACAGGAUUUGGACCACAUUCCUAAAUGACAUGCUAAAGCAUCGCCAGGAAGUCAUGACUUCCUUGAUGACUUUCAACGAGAGGGCAAUUGCCCAAUACUGGCAAUCGGAGAUGCAAAAGCACAACUCCGAAGACCAAGAAGAGCUUGACAUCAAUGGUGUUAAGCGAGUGUGCCAAAACCUACACAUCUACAGCUCUCAGGCUACCGUCCAGUCCAACUUCCGGCUCGCUGAUACCCGGCGGAAUGAGAAGCUCAACUUCUCCGAGUUUCUCGAGUUUGUUCGUCUCAUGAGGCAAAGACAGGAUGUUCACCGACUCAUGCAGAGCAUAGCAGCAAAGCCCGAAGAUGGACUCACUUUUAUCGAGUUCCUCGACUUUAUUGAGCACGUCCAAAAGGAGGACGUCAAAAAUCGGACCUACUGGGAGAGGAUCUUUAACAAAUACGUCCGCAAGCAUAGAAACGAUGAUGCGGGUGCCGAGGUCAAAACCGAAGAUCUCACCUUCAUGUCGGAGACGGCAUUUAUGGGUUUCUUGAGCUCUCGGCAAAAUCUACCCACUGUCGAUGAGCAGCAGGAGUUCACGCUUGAUCGACCCUUGAACGAGUACUUCGUCUCCAGCUCACACAAUACUUACCUCCUAGGACGACAAGUUGCGGGCCAGUCCAGCAUCGAAGGAUACAUUUCUGCUCUUGUCAGAGGUUGCCGCUGCGUCGAAGUCGACUGCUGGGAUGGCGGCGAUGGCCAGCCCUUGGUGGUCCAUGGUCGCACGCUUACUAGCUCCAUUAGUUUCAAGGAGGUCAUGACCACCAUCAAGAAGUAUGCUUUUGUCAAGUCCAAGUUUCCACUUUGGAUUUCUCUAGAGGUCCACUGCAACGCUGAACAGCAAAGCAUCAUGGCCGAGAUCAUCAAGGAUACUUUCAAAAAGCAACUUGUUACAGAGCCACUGGAUCCAGACUCGUCCCAGCUGCCUUCCCCUUCGGAGCUUAUGGAACGCGUUCUUAUCAAGGUCAAGCAGCCACGGAUGGUCAAGGAGGAACCCACAGGUGGCGAUAUCCUGAGUACCAGGAAGCGCGGAAGCAGCCUCAGUGCGGCAUUCGGAAGACCAGCUAAUCCCGAUGCCACCGCCAUUUCCACGUCUCAAUCGCUUCCUCAGAGCCCUCUGCUAACCCCUAGCAAUUCUACGCGCAAGCUUGUCAAAAGCCGGGUUGGACUCAUCACUGAGGGCGAGGUGCAAGAGCCCCAGGCAAACAACAACAGUGACUCAGACACCGGAAGCGAUCUUGGCUCAACCAAGGGAUCUAACAACAUUGUCCCAGAGCUGGGCAAGUUGGGAGUGUACUGCGCAGGCCUCAAAUUCUCGGGCUUCGAAGCCCCGGCAGCUAAGAAGUUCAACCAUAUCUUCUCCUUCAUGGAAUCCAGCUUUGCCAAGCAUUCUCAAUCCAAAACUGAGAAGUCGCAGCUGAACCUUCACAACAUGCGCUACCUUAUGCGUGUUUACCCAGAUGGCACACGACUGAAUUCGAGCAAUUUCGACCCGCUUUCGUACUGGCGCCGCGGCGUUCAGAUGGCGGCUUUGAACUGGCAAACCUUUGAUAUGGGCAUGCAAGUCAACCGGGCCAUGUUUGAGGGUGGCACAGAUUCGUCUGGAUACGUCCUCAAGCCCCAAGAGCUUCGCGGCAUCCAGGUUCUUCCGUACAACGAGGCUACCAACGAAGCUCUUGCCCAGGGCAAGAAGUUGCGGUCUAUUGUGUCAUUUAACAUUGACGUUAUCUCUGCCCAACAGCUGAUGCGGCCUGCCAAUCUGGCUGCAAACAAGUCGAUGGACUUUUACGUUGACGUUGACGUGUUUCACGCAAACGACAAGCGCAACAAGAAAGACAAGGACUUUGAGCUGAGCCAUGAGCCUGAUUCACCUCUACUACGCCAUACCGAAGUAAUUCGUGAGAAUGGCUUCAACCCAAUGUUCAGCAACGGCCAGUUCCGCUUCAAGGUUACCACCAAACACCCAGAGCUGAUCUUUGUUCGUUGGUCUGUCAGGCUGUCUAGUGACGGCGAAAACUAUAGCAACAGCACCAAGGAGAAGCCCGCAAUGGCUAGCUACACUGCCAAGCUUACCAAUCUGAAGCAGGGAUACCGCACACUGCCCCUUCUGAAUCACGCUGGGGAGCAAUAUCUCUUCUCCAGCCUCUUUUGCAAAAUUGGCAUUGAUGCUAUUGAAAAGAAAUUCAUCGAUGUCCCCUCUGCCGCUCCAGAAGGAGGCAACAUGUUCAAGGGCUUCCCCGGCAAGGUAUUUGGACGAAACAGCAACUCCAGCCCUCGGAGCACCAUUGAGAAAAGCAGCACAGAGAAGCGCAGCUUUGAGAGCAACUGA